Messenger RNA from Lemur catta (Ring-tailed lemur), 1624 nucleotides. RefSeq names its product tudor domain containing 10 (gene TDRD10). The record is from RefSeq and is a predicted model, not a curated record. Lineage: Eukaryota; Metazoa; Chordata; Mammalia; Primates; Lemuridae. The transcript has 14 exons. The coding region runs from base 68 to 1186 and encodes 372 amino acids. Gene Ontology annotation, molecular function: RNA binding.
GGCGCGCAGUGGCCGCGCGGCUGGGAGAGGAGGUACAGGAGGAGAUCCUGUGGAAAGCAACUGCACUAUGUCCAGGAACAGCAGUGACUUCCAACCCUCUGCUAACCUGUUCGGGAAGAAUGGAGUGUUGGAGCAGAAAUCUCCAGGAUUCAAGAAAAGAGAGACAGAAGUGUACGUGGGCAAUCUCCCGCUGGAUAUCUCUGAGGAGGAAAUUCUGUGCCUUCUAAAGGACUUCAACCCUCUCCGUGUCCAGAAAAUCCAGAAUGGCUGCAAAUGCUUCGCAUUCGUAGACCUGGGCUCCGCGCAGAACGUGGCACUUGCGAUCCAGGAAUUAAAUGGCAAGCUCUUCCACAAACGAAAAUUGUUCGUGAAUACAAACAAGAGGCCCCCCAAGAGGAUCUCUGACUUGGCCAAGGUGCCCGAGGAGCUGCCGGGACCCUCUAGCACUGACCCUAGGAGGCCGGAGUGGAAGCAGGAAGACCCAUCUCAGGUGGUCCAGAUUUCAGAGCAGGCUUCUGGUGAAGGAAUUGCCCAAACUGCUGCAUGUGCACAGCUCACUCCCAGGGCUUCUGUUGACCCCUGCAAGACAGAGAAACCGAGGGCAGCCUCCUUUGCAGUUCCCAUGGAAAUGAGAGGCUCCUUCCUGGUGCUGCUGCUGCGGGAAUGCUUCCAAGACCUGAGCUGGCUGGCCGUCAUCCACGGCAUCCACGGGGAGGUGGGACUGCUGGUGACCAGCAUUGUCCCUCAGACCCCGUUUUUCUGGGCCAUGCACAUCACCAAGACUCUGCACCAGAACAUGCAGGCACUGUUCAGCUCCCUGGCAGAGGCGGAGGAGCAGCAGCCUUACCUGGACGACUCAGCCGUGCAGCGUGGCGCCCGCUGUCUGGCAGAGUACCACCUGGGCGAUUACGGCCACGCCUGGAACAGGUGCUGGGUGCUGGACAGAGUGGACACCUGGGCUGUGGUCAUGUUCAUAGAUUUCGGCCAGUCGGCUACCAUCCCUGUGCAGUCUCUGCGCAGCCUGGACAGCGACGACUUCUGGACCAUCCCGCCUCUGACUCAGCCGUUCAUGCUGGAGAAAGACAUUUUGAGUUCAUGUGAAGUUGUCCAUCGAAUCCUCAAAGGGAAAAUCACUGGCGCUUUGACCUUGGAGUCGCACAUCCUGAAGUUUGAGGUGUUUAAGUAACGGGGCUACCCUCACAUGCCCCCUCUCCUCGGAUCAGGAGCUGGCCUGCCCUGCCCUCUCGUUCCCCUUCGCUCCUGAGGCCUUGGAGGUGAAAAGGGCCAGACUGUGCCCAGGAUUGAUUUGAUUUCUGUUUUGCCUUUACCCCCCAGCUCACCUCUCAAAAAAGAGAGCAAAGUCUCAUUUGUCAUAUGUCUUCAGUUCCCCAGCUUGGCAAGAACAUUUGAACCAAACAUAGGAAGCUACCAGUAGGUUGAAAGUCUGAGGCAGCCUGUAUGUUCUUCCCGUGUCUCUUUGCACCUCAGAGCAUGACACAAGCCGUCCUAACAGCUUGUGAGAAUAGAGGCCCCAGCCUAGUUCUCCUGGCUUCCAUGUACAAUCAGGUAGAGAGCAUUUAACCAAUGAGCCAUCACGUUGGCAAAUAAAUGUUGGCAUGUUCCA